AUGACUACCUAUAUGAAACUUGUUAAAGGAGCCACCAAGAUCAAGCUGGCGCCUCCAAAACUAAAAUACAUAGAACCCAUACUUCUAGGUUCAGCUGAUCCAAACGAUUUCCGUGAAAUAAUAAGAGCCCUAGAGGCAAGAAUCUCUGAUAGUGCAUGGACAAUCGCUUAUAAAUCGGUUAUCAUGGUUCAUUUACUAAUCAGAGAAGGUGACAAGAACGUAACACUGGACUAUUUAUCCAAUGAUUUAGAUUUCUUUACAUUGUCUUCUAGCAUAUCGAAUAAUUCUACAGCUGAAACAAGGUAUCUUACUAGAUAUGCCAACUAUUUGAAAAUUAGAUGCCAAGAAUUUGGGAAGACUAACAAAGAUUAUGUAAGAGAGGGUUAUUCAAAUUUGAAAUUAUCAACAGAUCCAUCUCCAAGAGAUUUACAAAAAGCUCUACAACAUGUAGAAUCAUUAGAAGUACAAAUUUCUAGUUUAUUAAAAUUGAAGUAUUCACAAAUGGAUUUGAAUAAUGAAUUAUUAUUAUUCUCAUUCAAAUUAUUGGUACAAGAUCUCCUUGCAUUAUACAAUGCAUUAAAUGAGGGGAUCAUUACACUUUUAGAGACCUUUUUCGAAUUAUCUCAUCGUAAUGCUGAAAAAACAUUGGAUCUAUAUAAGACUUUUGUCAACCUAACUGAACAUGUAGUCAAAUAUUUGAAAUCAGGAAAAUCAAUAGGAAUGAAAAUACCUGUAAUAAAACAUAUUACCACCAAAUUAAUUAGAUCCUUAGAAGAACAUUUAUUAGAAGAUGAAAGAACACAUAAUACAUUUAGUCAAAGUUCCACAAGCAUUGGUAACGGUACACCUGAUGCUACAAUCGAUAAUAAUAAUAAUAAUAAUAACUCUAAAGCAAGCGAGUCAAGUGCUCAGGUAAGAUUAGACCAAAUUAGAGAACAGAAGAGAAUUUUACAAGAACAAUUAAAUAAUCAACAAGUUUUAAUCUCCCCUGUUUCACCAACUUCUACUACCAAUACUUAUAAUCCUUUCUCAAUAGAUUCUGUGACACUAGAUCAAUCACAAUCACAUAUCCAAGCCCAAAUUCCAAUCGUUCAAUCUCAAACACAGAUCGCUCAAGCUACAAGUAAUCCAUUUAUGUUCGUACCUCAACAAACUACAUCUACAACUGCAUUCCAACAAACUGCCCCAAAUGUAUCUUCUCAAGGUCCCCAACAACAGCCAGCAUACCAACCCCAAACAUCUGCACCUGUGCCUGCACCUGCACAUGCACAACAACAAGGAUUACAACAUAUCAAUACUUUUUCUGCUUCUAAUCAAAAUCAAAUAGUACAGCUCCAUCACCCUUUCCAAACAUAUGAAACGACACAUGCUUUCCCAUCUGCACAACAACAAAUUCCUGACGGAUACAUUAAUAGUACCUAUAACCAACACACGACUGGUAAUAUUCAAAACAAUAAUAAUGUGCAACCGCAAACAAACAAUAAUAAUAUAUCGUUGAAUGGUGAAAAAAUCUUACAUCCACAGGCAACUGGAUCCAAAAAUCCAUUCUCAAUGGAUAAUAUAACGAAGAAUAUAGAACAACGUGAACAAAUUAACCCAUUCUCAACGACAAAUUUCGAAGAAUCGGAUAAUAAUCAAUUUCAACCCACUCAAAUAUCUUCUCAGAUAAACUCACAAUUACCAGCUAGUUCAUCGUCUAUCAACAAUAUUAAUAACCCAUUCUCUGUUUCAUCACCACAACUACAAUCACAUUCAAUGAACUUAGCACAAACUACAUACGAUAUACAAUCACAAAUGCCUCCACAAAUGCAAUCUCAUCAACUAAUACAGCAUACCCAAACAGCACCUUCCAUACCAAUUCAACAACACGGCACUGGAUUCAUGACAAAUUCGAAUAAUAAUAAUAAUAACAACAAUAAUAAUGUCGCAACGAUACCUCAAAAUAACAUGACAACAGAUCAACCACCACAGCAACAAUUGCCUCAACAAAUUCAGCAACUAAAUACGGAAUAUAAUCCAUUUGGAAUGCAAAAUCAAACGGCCUACCAACCUCAAAUGCAGUCUCAAAUGCAACCUCAACCACAACCGCAAAUGCAACAAUACAAUCAGUAUGCUAAUAAUUUCAACCAACAACAAACUCCAAACUUAAUUGACAUUUAA
This is a messenger RNA of Naumovozyma dairenensis CBS 421, 2160 nucleotides long. RefSeq names its product Yap1801p. Gene Ontology annotation, cellular component: clathrin-coated vesicle; clathrin-coated pit. The coding region runs from base 1 to 2160 and encodes 719 amino acids. Gene Ontology annotation, biological process: clathrin-dependent endocytosis; clathrin coat assembly; vesicle budding from membrane. Gene Ontology annotation, molecular function: clathrin heavy chain binding; 1-phosphatidylinositol binding; phosphatidylinositol-4,5-bisphosphate binding. Lineage: Eukaryota; Fungi; Ascomycota; Saccharomycetes; Saccharomycetales; Saccharomycetaceae. The record is from RefSeq and is a predicted model, not a curated record. The transcript has a single exon.